AUGUGCGACCCCUUCCCCGCCGAAGAGGCGGCGACCGGCACCAUCUUCCGCUGCAAGUUCCCGGGGUGCCUCCGCAGCUACGGGAGCACUGACGCCGCGCGAAAGCACGCGCGGAAGACGCACCCGGACUGGCUCAAGCUGGCGGACGCCGCGGCGGCGAAGCGGGUUCGGGGCGGCCCGUCGACAAAGUCGUCCUUCUACUGCGCCCGAGAGGAGGCGCCCCUCCUCUCCCCCUCCUCCGCCGUGCCAAACGGCGGCCUGCUGCGGCUUGACUCGGCUCUCGAGCGGCUUGACGGUGAGGGGGCUUGCGGCGGAGAGGGAGAGGCGGCGUGGGGGGCGAUCAGCGGCGGCGCGGACGCCGCAUCGGCCGCAGACCCGCCCGCAGGCUCGCUCGCCGCGACCGCCGCGUUUGGCGACGCCGCUGCGCCCCCCUCCUCCGCCCCCGGGCUGCCCUCUAGCCUGCCCUCCCUCUUCAGCUUGGGCGACGGGGCGGGCUGGGGUGCGGGGGCGCCUGCGUGGGCGUGGCCCGAGCCGCUCCCGCCGCUCCUCGGCGGCGUCGGGGUCUGGAGCGACUCUCCGGGCGGGUGGGAUGCCCUGCCCGCAGACCGAAUCGGCACGUUGCGCGUCGAGAUCGGCACCUCGCGGCCGUCGAGCCCCUUUGACGUGCUCGGCGCCCUCCUCUCCGUCUAG
Molecule: messenger RNA, 690 nt
Organism: Emiliania huxleyi CCMP1516
Lineage: Eukaryota; Haptophyta; Isochrysidales; Noelaerhabdaceae
Exons: 2
Coding region: 1-690 (229 amino acids)
Source: RefSeq, a predicted model, not a curated record